Molecule: messenger RNA, 2794 nt
Organism: Scleropages formosus (Asian bonytongue)
Lineage: Eukaryota; Metazoa; Chordata; Actinopteri; Osteoglossiformes; Osteoglossidae
Gene: tgfbr2b
Product: transforming growth factor beta receptor 2b
Exons: 8
Coding region: 283-1974 (563 amino acids)
Biological process (GO): protein phosphorylation; cellular response to growth factor stimulus; heart development
Cellular component (GO): signaling receptor complex; plasma membrane
Molecular function (GO): ATP binding; metal ion binding; transforming growth factor beta receptor activity, type II
Source: RefSeq, a predicted model, not a curated record
GGGAGUGACGGAGGGAGGGGAGACGGAGGGAGGAGAGACGACGACUUGCCCGUUUCUAGCAGAUUUCCUGUUUCAGUGAAGAACUUGAAGAAGUGAGCACUGUUUACUGUACUGGAGUGACUCAAGCGGACCCUCGGCUCAGGCGAAGUGUUGUCCUCAAGGCACAGACUGGACCCCGGAGCUCCACUUUACAGCGUCGGAGCAUUUUCCCCCGAAGGGCAACAUUGCAGAGCAUUAUUAUACUUCACAGGGUAGAAUCCACAGGCGCGCGGUCGUGACGCGAUGGAGCUACUGCGUGUGACAGUGCUCCUGUGCACGGUGCUGCGCUCCGCGUGUUCGGCACACCACAACCUCCGAGGGAACCUUGGAAUAAACACAAUCAAGAUGAGCAACCUGUGUAAAUUCUGUGACGUGAUGCCUACCACCUGCAACGGCAGUAACACCUGCAACUCCAACUGUAGCAUCACGUCCAUAUGCGAAAGUGUCAAUGAGGUCUGCGUGAGCAUCUGGAGGAAAAAGGACGAGAACAUCACUUUGGAAACGUUGUGCCAUGACCCAUCAAAGGAGCUGUAUGAUCUGAUGUUGGAUGACUACAAUGAAACAAAGUGCCUGAUGAAGGAGAAAGUGGCCCAUGGUGUGAAAAUGUACAUCUGCUCAUGCUCUGUUGAGGACGAGUGCAACGAUAACCUCAUCUUCCCCGACCUGCAUGGCAACACUGUGACAGUCAUCAGCUCUCCCAAAAGACCAGAAGAGGAUGAUAUUGACAUCCAGGUUGCCUGGGUUAUUCUGGUCAGCCUGCUGCCCCUCCUUCUCCUAACAGUCCUCGUCAUAACACUCUUCUAUGUGUACCGGGUGUACCAUCGCAGGCAGCUCAAGAGCAAAAAGUUGAGGCAUAAAGACGAGCUUGACCGCAGUGACACUGGUCCCAUCAUGCCUGAUGAUGACCGUUCUGACAGCAGCUCCACCCACGCCAACAACCUGAAUCACAACACAGAGCCACUGCCCAUUGAGCUGGAUGUACCAGUCGGCAAGGGCCGCUUCGCAGAGGUGUACAAGGCCAAACUGAAGCAGAGCUCCUCAGAGCAGUUUGAGACGGUUGCUGUAAAGAUCUUCCCUGAGGAAGAAUAUGCCUCCUGGAAGAAUGAAAAGGACAUUUUUUCAGAUAUCAACUUGAAGCACGAGAACAUUUUGCACUUCCUGACGGCAGAGACGCGCAAAGCUGAGAAGCAGUACUGGCUCGUCACGGCCUUCCAUCCCAAGGGCAACUUGCAGGACUAUCUCACUCGCCACAUCAUCAGCUGGGAGGACCUGUUGCUACUGGGCGAGUCGCUGGCCAGGGCUGUAGCCCACCUGCACAGUGACCACACACCUUGUGGACGCCCCAAGGUGCCCAUUGUGCACCGGGACCUGAAGAGCUCCAACAUCCUGGUCAAGAAUGACUUGACCUGCUGCUUGUGCGACUUUGGCCUGGGUCUGCGCCUGGACAAUUCUUUGUCCGUUGAUGACCUUGCCAACAGUGGACAGGUGGGCACAGCCAGGUAUAUGGCUCCAGAGGUCCUGGAGUCCAGAAUCAAUUUGGAGAACAUAGAGUCCUUCAAGCAGACUGAUGUCUACUCCAUGGCCCUUGUGUUGUGGGAAAUUACAUCAAGAUGUAAUGCCAUUGGCGAGGUUAAAGACUACGAUCAGCCAUUCGGCUCCAAGGUGAGGGAACACCCCUGCGUGGAGAGCAUGAAGGAUAACGUCCUGCGAGACAGAGGCCGCCCAGAGAUCCCCAACUACUGGCUAAAUCAUCAGGGAAUUCAAGUGGUUUGUGCCACCAUCACCGAGUGCUGGGACCAUGACCCUGAGGCCCGUCUCACUGCACAGUGUGUGGCUGAACGCUUCAAUAACAUGGAACACCUGGAUAAGCUUUCAGGUUGGACCGGUUCUGAGGAGAAGAUCCCAGAGGGAUGCUUGAUGAACAAUGGAAAGUAGACCUGUAGCAGGGGGAACAAAUGUUUUAUAGCAACUACACAGCAGUCACGCCUAGACUCUUGGACUCCUUCCUGGAGCACCUGUUACCUGGGAGAUUGGAGAGUGACCGGACCUCUUAUUGUCUUUGGGCUAGAGGUUUGAAGAAGAACAAAACAUGAAAAAACUGGAAGACAUAUUUUGUGUUUUUGGGGGGUCCCAUUACCCAAAAGCCAUAGCUGGAUUGACAAAAUAUAAGCUUUAUAACCAAUGACAUUUGCACUUUCUCAGAAUUUCUAUUCAUACCAAAAAAUGCUAUAUUCUUGAUAAGAUUAUAUUCAUUUAUUAUCAUUUGGAAAGUUAUGAUGAUUUACUCCCAUCUGCUAGCAACAAUGACACAAGCAGACAAUAUCUGUAACACUAAUGAUAGUCUAAGUGUGCUUUUACAAGGGUCUGUCUGACCAUUUCAUACAAAUUGAAACAGGUGAUUUUAUAAGGCAACAAACCCUGGAAUUGUUUUACAGGGGAAGUGUGUGGCAAAAAAGGGACAAACCAGAUUCCAUUUUUUUGCAGAGGACAAGCACAAGAUGAAUAAAUAUCUUGAACAAAAUUUUAAAGCUGUGUGAUCAAAGUAGCACGGUAAGAGGAAUACAAAGUUGUUUGCCAAAAAGUUGAAAGCACUUGUCCGUGAAAUGGCCUGAGCAGGACUUUAUCGUGUUGACCGAAACAUGCCGCUCCAGUGUUACAGCAACGAGAUGAGAGAAAUGCAUCCUGCCUCUUUAAAUAUUUGUUUAAACUUCUAUAAGUAAAUAUUGCAUAACAUGAUUAAAACAUUUGAUUUUUA